Messenger RNA from Nestor notabilis (Kea), 740 nucleotides. RefSeq names its product pyroglutamyl-peptidase I (gene PGPEP1). Gene Ontology annotation, molecular function: pyroglutamyl-peptidase activity. Lineage: Eukaryota; Metazoa; Chordata; Aves; Psittaciformes; Psittacidae. Gene Ontology annotation, biological process: proteolysis. Gene Ontology annotation, cellular component: cytosol. The record is from RefSeq and is a predicted model, not a curated record. The annotation marks the transcript as partial. The transcript is spliced from 4 exons.
GGUUUGGUCCAUUUGGAGAGCACGCUGUUAACGCCAGUUGGAUUGCAGUGCAGGAGCUGGAGAAGUUAGGGCUGCGAGAUGAUGUGGAUCUGCACGUCUACGAGGUCCCGGUUGAAUACCAGACAGUGCAAAGACUCAUUCCUGCAUUAUGGAAAAAGCACAGUCCACAACUGGUGGUUCAUGUGGGUGUUUCGGGUAUGGCUACGACCGUGACCCUGGAGAAGUGUGGCCACAAUGUGGGUUAUAAAGGCUUGGACAACUGCCGCUUCUGCCCAGGCUCUCAGUGCUGCGUGGAAGGAGGCCCUGAGUGCAUCGAUUCCAUUAUUGACAUGGACACAGUUUGCAAGAGGGUCUCGGCUCUGGGGCUGGACGUCACGGUCACUAUAUCGAAGGAUGCCGGCAGGUACCUUUGUGACUUCACUUACUACACGUCCUUAUACCAGAGUCGUGGGAGGUCGGCUUUUGUUCACGUGCCUCCGCUGGGAAAGCCCUACACUGCAGAGCAGCUGGGCCGGGCACUACAGGCUAUAAUAGAAGAAAUGCUGGAUGUUUUGGAGCAUUCUGAAGACAAAAUCAAUUGUCAGCAUGAACACUGAAAGUGGGCAGAAGUUAUCCUAGUAUUGCACUUCCAGAAUCUUCCCUGCUACUGAAGUACCGGGGAAGCGGUCUGAAACGUACAGACCCCAGAAUUGGAGACUUCAACAAGGCAAAUUCCACUCCUAGCAAUGGACCUUUUCUUU